GAUCUCCGUAAAACAAAAAAACUUGGUAUCACUGGUAUUUUGUGUCAAAAGUGAAGUCAUGUAAAAAAUGCAAUGGGCGUUUAACAGUGAAUAAAACGAAUUAUUUUCAAUAAACAUAAAGAUAUUCAACACAUUUAUAUUAAAAGUUAUCGAAGAAGUUUAGUGAAUAUUUGAAAAAAGUUGAUUAAAACAUUUAAUCACGCCAAAACAACGGUUUAAGUCUAAGGAUCACAUAAUAAUGCCACCAUUGAAGACAUACUCGCCACACAACGAAUUCAAUGCAAAUUGUCACAAUGGCAAUAGUACAACUGGCGAAGGUGAAAGUAAUACAUCGGCCGCUGCCGCAACAGCAUCUUCAAACCUAAGUGAUAUUUGUGGUGCUGUAAGUAAUGCAGGUGCACAACAACGCGCUUCACUGCCUUGUUACAGCAAUGCACAAUUUCCAUUCAAAGUGCUAGCCAAUUUAAAUCAAUUACGUGCAGAAUCGCGUUUCUGUGACGUAGAAAUUGUUGCUGGUGGUAUUACAUUCAAUGCACAUAGGGCAGUAUUAAGCGCGGCCAGCGCCUACUUUGAGGCAAUGUUCCGCCCUGAACUUGGUUUGAAUGAAGUGAAUCAAAAGUCAGUGGUGUUGCACACCAUAGAUGGCGAGAUCUUAAGCAUUCUACUAGAUUUUAUAUACACAGGACGAUGUGAAAUUACACAGUCUAAUGUUCAAGAGCUAUUAGCUGCAGCUGAUAUGCUACAGUUGCCGGAAGUUGUUGACGGCUGCUGCGACUUUCUCUGCCGCGAAUUACAUGCCACCAACGCAUUGGGCAUUCUCCGCUUUGCAGAAGCUCAUAAUUGUGAGACUUUAAAGAAAAGUGCAUUGAACUUUGUGCACUCAAACUUUCCGGCGAUAACCCUCGAAGAUGAAUUUUUAGACACACCACAAACUCUACUCGCUCAGCUACUUACUUCCGAGCAACUGCGUGUCGAUUCUGAAUCUCAAGUUUUCCAAGCGGCCCUACGUUGGAUAAAACAUGAUGUUACUCAACGUCGUUGCUACGUCUUCGACACGCUAUCACAUGUGCGUUUAGCACUUGUACCCGUCAAAGUAAUCGAUCAGGCAUUGAAGGAUUGCCGCGAUAUGUCCGUAAAGAUUGCCUUACGUUCUAUUUGUCGCGAUAUAGCCUCGAAGCGUGGCCAAUUAGUGCCACUACGUGUCUGUCCGCGUCAACAAGCUAAAAAGAACAUCUAUAUAAUUGGUGGUUCGCGACGUGAGUCACAACGUGACUGGACACCGUCCGAUUGUAUUUUCGAAACAGUCGCAAAGUUCGAUAUCUUUCGACGAGAGUGGUCCGAAACGGCACCAAUGGAAAUCGGACGCAUUCUGCCUGGUGUGGCUGCGUUGAAUGGAAAAAUAUAUGUCAUAGGUGGCGAACGUGGAUCUCAAAUUCUGGCUAACGGUGAAGUAUAUGACCCACAAACUGAUGUAUGGACACCGAUAGCACCAAUGAUUGUGCCGCGUUGUGAGUUUGGUCUAUGCACCUUUGGUGGCACACUGCUGGCGGUAGGCGGCUGGUUAGGUGACGAUAUAGGCGGUUCAAUUGAGUGCUAUGAUCCUGAAAAAAAUGGAUGGAGCAAGUUGGGGGAGUUGCCAGAACCACGUUUUAGUAUGGGCGUAGUAAGUUUUGAAGGACUUAUUUAUAUAGUUGGUGGCUGCACAACAUCAAGUCGUCAUUUGCCCGAUUUAAUAAGUUUCAAUCCCAUAACUCUCGAUUGGCAACCGAUGGCACGUAUGCGCACCGCCCGCUGUCAAAUGGGUGUAGCCGUGCUAAAUCGUCAUCUCUACGUAGUGGGCGGCAACAGUAGUUCACAGGAUGUGCUGAGCACAGUUGAGCGUUACAGUUUCGACGAUAAUAAGUGGGAGAGUGUGUGCUCUAUGUCUGUACCACGUGCUAUACCCGCUGUAGCUGCUGCUGAUGGGCUACUCUAUGUGGCUGGCGGCGAUCAGCCAUGCGAGGAUAACUUUUAUCGUGCUCAUAUCACAAUCAACGCCGUGGAAGCAUAUGAUCCCCUGACUGACACUUGGAAGAAUUGCCCUGAUUUGCCUGUUGGGCGCUCGGAGGCUGGCGCUGUCGUUGUUUAACGCAUAUUUAUGCAUAGCAACGUGACACUUUUGGGCAAUAACAACUGCUGCGUUUAUAUCGUUGUGCGUUUAGUGAAAAUUAUGAAGUGUUUUACGAAACGUAUGCGAUAAAUUUAAUAUACGAUAGAUAGGGUAUGCAUUUGUAUUAUAUGUAUUUCCUGAUUUCAUAAUAUUAUGAUUUUUUAAAAUAUUUUUACAUUCUAAAUAUAAAAUUAAAAUUAAGAUUUCGCAUUAAUAAGCCACAACUAUUCAUAUUACUUGAAAAUAUUAUUUUUGUAUAUUAUGCAUUUAUUAGAGUGCGAAUUGGAACGCCCUUAAACUCUUAGGGUUGCAAAUUUUUUAAUUGAAAAAUGUUGCAUUAAAAUUAAUUCAAUUUUUAAUUUUAAUUUGUUAUUAUAAGUUAAAUUUUCUUUGCUUAUUCAUAAUUUAUUUGAAACAACAACAAAAAAGUUUAUGGUUCCAAUUUCUGUUUUAAUAAUUGAGUUUAAAAAUUUUGUUUGGAAUUAAAAAUUCAAAAUUAUGAGAAAAUAUUACUGAUUUAAAAAUUUGAGUAACAAAUAGGAAAUUGUUUUUAAAUUAAAAACUGGAAUGGGAAAAAAGAUAAAUUGACAAAAUUCUAACCAAAAAACUGUAUUUAAAAUCAGUUAAAUAUCAAAGCGACAAGAACUAACAAACAAACUAUUUUAUUAAAAAUAAGCCUUAAUUUUGAAAAGUUAACAAAAGUGGUACGCAAACACGAGAAAAAAAAUUCAAUCAAACUUUCUAUUGUUUGUGAUUGUUUUUUUGUACCGGUGUUUGGUAUUUUCGUUCCGAUAUUUAGAAUUGAACGUUGAAAAUUAUUUUUAAUUACGAAAUAAAUAAUAUUUAGUUCAAAUGUUAAUUCAAAUAUAUUGGAAUAAUUUGCAACCCUGAAAAUUAAAAUUAAAACGGCAACUACGUAUAAAAUUAAUAUAAACAAAACGUGCAAAUUGUUUUGAAAGUGCCUAACAUUGGUACGUAAACAUCAAUAAAUAAAUAAAUGAUACCAAAGUGAUCAAUAUAUUAUUUAAUGUUUUGUUGAACUUUUGAGCGCCAAGACUGUUGAAAAGUUCUUUCAAUUAUGUAUUUAUUCAAACCUUGCAGAAUUUUCUAAAAUGGAGUAAACAAAUAGGCUUCCAAUUGUAAUUGUUAACAAAACCUAAAUGAGAUAAAUAAAUACAGACAUAUGUCAAAUUUAGCAAGUAAAAUCGAAAUUCACCGUAUAUCUACAAAAAAUAUUUAAAAAGACUACAAAGUUAAUUUGAAACGCUAUAAUAUUAAAAAUUAUAAACUUACAUAUAACGGUGUCUUUUUCAUAACAAAACACAACAAAUGUAUGUAUGUAUGUAAGUAUCCUGUAGUGCGUAUUUAAAAUACUGUUAGCACUGUCCGUAAUAACUGCAAAUACAAAAUUAUCUGUGAAUAUGUUGUAACUAAUUGUAUUAAAAAAGCUUUUAUUAUACUAAAAUAGAAUGAAGUUAUGUGACACGUCUAAUUUAUGGUUGAACUAAUGUGUCUUUUUUUUGUAAUAACAGCAGCAAAUUAUGCUCAUAAUUUUUGCUUUCAAAAAACUUAAAACUGAGGAAAAAUCAAAUAAUAUAUAUACACAUAUGUAAAGUAAAAUUUCAACGUUAACGCAUGGCUAAAAAAAAAAAAACAAAAACAAAAAUUAUUUUUAUUUGGAGCAGAUAUAAGUAUGUAAUAGUACUAUUGAUGUUGUUACUUUGCUAACUAUAAAACUGCGCUGCUAGUUGAAUAUAUAAGAUAAUCGCAGAAACAUUAUGUAAUUGUUAUUUUUUAAGUUUGUGUGGAAUCGAUCUGAUCGUUCUAAAAUAAAAAUACAUAAAACAAGUAAGGAAGAGCUAAGUUCAGGUAUAACCGAACAUAAACAUACUCUUGCAACUUGUAAGGAUAUAUGUAAGCCAGGGAAAUAACUUCAGUUACAUAAGCACUGUUAGAUUUGUCCGAUUUCAUUCUUUUUACACUGUCGGUAGGAAUUCAUGUAAUAUUUGCGCUAAGUGAAUUUGGAAAGUGACCAUGCCCACUUUUCAAAGUUUUUGGCAUAUAGCUGUCCCUUGCUACUGCGAUCCCCUGUAUCAAAUUACAGGUCUAAAUCUUAAUUUAAUGCUUAGUUAUGGUUUUUAUAAGCUUUCGGUUAAUGGCGUUUGGUGGGCUUGGCAGUCCGAUUCCGCCCAACUACGAACUCAUAUUUUUUUGCCAAUAGCGCGGAUAUACCAAGUUCCAAGAUAUCUCAAUUUUUAAUGAAGGUACAGCUUGCACGGUCGGUCACCCCGAUUUCAACACGUUUCUUCAUUUUGAUCAUUUAUAUAUACAUACAUACAUAUAUGUAUGUUUAACAAUAUAUAUCUAUCCCGCUUGUUUUUAGGUGAUACGUACAACCGUUAGGUGAAUGAAACUGUUAUACACCGUAGAAACAUGUUGCAAGAGUAUAAAAAAUCAAACUCUUGUGAAGAUAACAAAUAAAAUUAUGCCACAUAAAAUGUUGUAUCAAAUGACUAAAUAGAGUACAGACAUAAGUAU
Messenger RNA from Bactrocera tryoni, 4687 nucleotides. RefSeq names its product actin-binding protein IPP. The transcript has 6 exons. NCBI's taxonomy places the organism in Eukaryota, Metazoa, Arthropoda, Insecta, Diptera, Tephritidae. Gene Ontology annotation, molecular function: protein binding. Bases 239 to 2128 code for a protein of 629 amino acids. The record is from RefSeq and is a predicted model, not a curated record.